AUGGCAUAUAUUUUGUUGUAUGUUGAUGAUAUUAUUCUUACAGCAUCUUCGGAUCGAUUAAGAAGGCAUUUUAUGGCUCUCUUGAGUGCCGAGUUCGCUACGAAGGAUCUAUGUCCUCUAAGCUUCUUUUUGGGAAUUGCUGUCUCCCGCAAUGCUAGUGGUAUGAUCUUGUCUCAGAAACAGUAUGCCACGGAGAUCAUUAAAAGAGCUUGCAUGGCUAACGAUGCUUCUUAUCCUACUCCUGUUGACACCAAACCAAAACUUAGUGCCUCAAAGGAUUCACCUUAUGAGGAUCCCACUAAGUAUCGGAGUCUUGCUGAUGCUUUACAAUAUCUCACUUUCACUAGACUUGACAUUUCUUAUGGCACAUUGUAUUGCGCUACUUUCAGGGCACAUUGUCUCAUGGACUACACGUGUGACAACUUGAUCUCUUGGUCGUCUAAAAGACAACCAACUUUGUCUCAUUCUAGUGCUGAGGCUAAAUAUCGUGGAGUUGCUAACGUGGUUUCAGAUUCUUGUAAUCCGGUACAGCAUCAGCGUACUAGGCAUAUUGAAAUGGACAUUCAUUUUGUUAGGGAAAAAGUUGCUAAAGGCGAAGCACGAGUAUACUACAAGGUUGGCCUAAUAUAA
This is a messenger RNA of Chenopodium quinoa (quinoa), 630 nucleotides long. RefSeq lists its product as uncharacterized. The record is from RefSeq and is a predicted model, not a curated record. NCBI's taxonomy places the organism in Eukaryota, Viridiplantae, Streptophyta, Magnoliopsida, Caryophyllales, Amaranthaceae. The coding region runs from base 1 to 630 and encodes 209 amino acids. The transcript has 4 exons.